CUCUCUUUCCCCUCCUCUCAUCGCUCACACAUAGCCUACAGGGCAUAUGACUAACUUCAGCUUUUAGUUUGUACUCGAGUCGAGAUAACACUUUCUGGGAAUUGGCCUGGCUGGACUGCAUUCCUGUUUUGAAAUAACCAUGUGGGAUUAACACCAAUGUCUUCCUGAUUCCUGGUCAUUCUGGAUAUUACAAAUCACCUGUGAGUCCCAGAUGGCCAUGGCAGUCCCGGGCCGGGCGUCAGUGUUUACAUUUGAAUCCUCGGUGCACCCCAGUCACGUUCUGAUCUCUCUGGAGGAGCAGAGACAGCGGGACAUCCUGUGUGAUGUUACUGUGGUUACCAAUGAGGGACAGAGUUUCAGGGCCCACCGCUCUGUCCUGGCAUCCUGCAGCGAAUACUUCUCCCAAAGAAUCUCCUCUCUGGCUGGGCAAAAUACUGUCAUCACACUGCCCUCAGAGGUAACUUCUGCUGGUUUUGAGCCAUUGUUGAAAUUUGCCUACACAUCCAAACUGCUUUUCAGCAAAGAAGACGUUUUAGACAUCCAAAACACAGCGACUACUCUUGGAUUCAAAGACUUGGACAGCGCAUGUUUUGAUUUCCUCCUCCCCAAAUUCUUCUCCAGCAACAAGGCCUGUGUAGUGAGAAAGACAUGCUGUAAGAAUAAAUUUAAGAAAGAUUUAUCCAGAAACACUGUUGAUUCAAGUGAGUAUUUGGAUGACAAAGAAGCAAAACCUGUUGGUGACUCACCAUCACAAGAGGAAGUAGCAUUUGAGAGUAACAAGUCAGACACUAUCAAAAUUCAGAAUGCUGUGUGCUUUUCGUCACCUGUAACACCCGCAGCACCUGUAAGCAAAAUACCUGCUAAUGACAAUGUUGUUCAAUGCCCCAAAUAUCGGAAGUUCCAGAUGGCCUGUGGUAAAGAGACAAAUAAAAGCCAGCAAAAACCUGUGAUAAACUACUACUGCAAUUCGCCAUGUUCUAGCAACAGUGAAAGUGGAAGUUGCCCCUUAAGAGUGUCCAGACAGGUUGAAGACUUGUUUGACGUCAGAUUAGGGAAUUUCCAUCAUGUUGAUGCCAAUAAAGUGGACACAACAAAUGAAAAGACACAAGAAAUUGAAAUGCAGGACAACAUCAGAACAACAUGCUAUGCAGAUGGUAUGUGCAGCAGUAGUGACGUAUCAAACAGGUUAGAGUCACCUGAGUGCACUGCAGAGGCCCAAGAAGUCAUGAGGUCAUUGGGUCAUAACAUGGCUGCGGUGAACAACAACUUUGCCCAGAGAGGAUGUGUGAAAGCUGAUGAGGAAAUCACUGACAAACAAGAUAGAGAUAGGCAACAAAAUGUGGUUCAAAAUUGUAAUGGAAAGUGGACAUUAGAAGAAGCAAAAACACCAAACUCUUCUCUAGAUUGGUUCAAUGUUCAGCCUAACUCCUCAUUUCCUCCAGACAUGGACAAAAGCACAAGUGAUUGGACAUUAGACAUUAGACCCAAGUCUUCUGAGUGUGAGGGGACAUCCCAGUCUGGGCUUUCCUCUCUCAACUCUGGUGAAGAUUCAGACACAGAAGAGGUGGAGGGCUACUGUGAUGUCUAUGUACAAGAAAGAGCAAAAGAGGUGAAGCUGCCUUAUCCUGUAGACCAAAUGCUUGAGAUGAGCAGAAACGAUUUCCAGGAGCUUUUGGAUAAACAGAACUUAACACAAGAACAGCUGGAACUGGUGCGUGACAUGAGACGACGAAGCAAAAACCGACUUGCGGCCCAGCGCUGUCGCAAACGCAAACUUGACUGUAUUUACAACUUACAGUGUGAGAUCAACAAACUGAAAACUGAAAGGGAGAAGCUGAUUGAAGAGAAAAAUCGACUGUGCAAGUUGCGGCUGAAUACGUGCCACAGAGUGUCCACAUUGUUCCAGAGAGUUUGUGCUGGCGCUGACCUGCCUCCAGAGCACCUACAGCUGUUAGCCAAAUACACUUCUGCUGAAUGCCCUCUGGCCUCCUAUGUCCCCAUCAUAGACUCACUUCUGUCAUCAUCUCAGCUGCAUCAGACUACACAGCUGCCCCCUGGUGGAACAGCAGUGGACGGUCACUACUCAGGGACCAAUACAUAAAUGGUAAAUGAUAACCUCAUAUAAUGAUUGUACUGUAGACCUAAAUAGCAUAACAUACAGGCAAGUGCAGCCAUAAAAACAACUUGUGACGAGUUGUUUUCGGACCAUUUACUAUGUAACAUUGACUUUCUUUUCAUUUUAAUUUAACUUGUUGCAUUUGACAGUUCACAACACCUUUACAAUUCAGCUCAGAAUCAUUCACCAAUAUAAGAACACAAUUCACUAAUCUGCACAUGUUUUAAGAAAUAGAAGUAUAUUGGAAAAUACUUCACAGUGGGUGUGGAUCUAUAAAAGUCACCUUUUGAAGUGAAAUAUUUAAUAAGCAGACUCUUGCACUGUGUCUUCUAAGUCAUUUACAAGCAGGCUGUAUUUGUAAUAUACUGUAUUAACUCAGGGAUUAUGUAACCAUUACCAAGGGUGUGAUCUCUUCUAUUUUAAGUGGUACACUACUCUUGUAAUGUAGGAGAUCUUGUCACAGUACAUUCCAUUUGACCACAGGGAUAUGGAUCAACAGUCAAAACAGACUGAUUAACCAUGACUAACAAUGACAGGGCAUGAUUGAGCAGUGUCCAGAUUUUAGUCUCUGCCCUCAUGUCUGCCUCUCUGUAUUACACACUGUCAUUGUGGUGGACUCCUUUCAGCUGACCACACUGACACAGCCUUCCCCCACACUUCUCACUCUCGCAAACAAUGACUUAACAGACCUCUGGUGUUGGUAUUCUGUUUCUUGGGUUUACUUAGUAUUUAAGUGCAUUACUUUUUGAGAUCAUGAGUGUAUCAACUUUGUGUUUGAGAGAACACAGACCCUCCAGGAAAAUGUAGCUCUAGAACAAGACACUUGACUUUAGUCAAACUACAAAAGUAUUCUAAUGUGUCUUUAACUAUCUGUGGAAUUUUAAGUAUUGUGAAUAAAAUAUUCAGGAUCUAUCAAUAUCUUUGAACCACAGGACAAACUGGACAGGCAGUGUGAGUUUGAAUAUUCUGUGUUCCUGGUGCUGAGCGCCCUCUAGUGACACAGUGAGGGUUGUAUGAUAUGUAAUAUACAAAUACUUUUGUAUUAUAUUUUUUCUAAAUAUGAAUAUAAUGUAAUCACAAAUUAAAAUGAUUUUAAUAAAACAGUUUAAGGUUAAA
Boleophthalmus pectinirostris (great blue-spotted mudskipper) is the source of this 3232-nucleotide messenger RNA. It is a transcript of the gene bach1b, whose product is annotated as BTB and CNC homology 1, basic leucine zipper transcription factor 1 b. The transcript is spliced from 5 exons. Bases 212 to 2101 code for a protein of 629 amino acids. Gene Ontology annotation, molecular function: DNA-binding transcription factor activity, RNA polymerase II-specific; RNA polymerase II cis-regulatory region sequence-specific DNA binding; protein binding. The record is from RefSeq and is a predicted model, not a curated record. Gene Ontology annotation, biological process: regulation of transcription by RNA polymerase II. Lineage: Eukaryota; Metazoa; Chordata; Actinopteri; Gobiiformes; Gobiidae.